CCCCCGCAACCCCCCUCGAGCAAAAUGGCCAGCGGCAUCGCUAUCGCGGACAAGUGUGUCGAAGCGUACAAGGCGCUGUCCAAGCGCGAGUACGGCAGCAUCAUCCUCAAGAUCAACGAUGACAUGUCCGAGGUCGGCGUCGACAAGUGCAUGCCGCCCAGCGCAGGCGAUCUCGAGACCGAGUGGAAGAACCUCGUCUCCGGCCUCCCAGAGAACGGCUGCCGGUACAUCAUCUCUGACUUCUCCUGGAAGGAGACCCCGACCGUUACCAAGUCUAAGAUUAUCAUGAUCCUUUGGUCGGCUGAGUACGCCCCCGUCCGCCACAGGACGGUAUAUGCCGCGUCCAAGGAGAGCGUCGCCACCAAGAUGGCGGUGCAGAAGUCGAUCCAGGCCGUCGAGUUGGAGGAUAUCGCUUACUUGGCAAUCAAGCGCGACGUCACCAAGUAACUCCCCUAAGCCUUCCCCGACCGCGUCUCACCCAACGAGAGAAAGAAGCACGUCUAGCGACUCUGGUUUUCCGCCGUCUCUAAAGUUAUCCUUGCUGUCA
Messenger RNA from Chondrus crispus (carragheen), 547 nucleotides. RefSeq lists its product as hypothetical. The transcript has 4 exons. Bases 25 to 447 code for a protein of 140 amino acids. The record is from RefSeq and is a predicted model, not a curated record. NCBI's taxonomy places the organism in Eukaryota, Rhodophyta, Florideophyceae, Gigartinales, Gigartinaceae. Gene Ontology annotation, cellular component: actin cytoskeleton; cytoplasm. Gene Ontology annotation, molecular function: actin filament binding. Gene Ontology annotation, biological process: actin filament depolymerization.